Molecule: messenger RNA, 7889 nt
Organism: Amphiprion ocellaris (clown anemonefish)
Lineage: Eukaryota; Metazoa; Chordata; Actinopteri; Pomacentridae
Exons: 8
Coding region: 4886-6268 (460 amino acids)
Source: RefSeq, a predicted model, not a curated record
UUAGGAACAAGAUGGCACCAGCAUUAUUUAUUUUUUUUAUUUAUAAAAUGAUAAAAAUACAGAUUUUUGCUAACCUUGGAGAAACUUUCAGAAACAGACAAGUUUGCAGUAGGACUUUUUUUUAAAUGCUAACAGUAUGCAUUUUUGGUAACCAUGGAGACUGUGGUGCUGUGAAGCAUGUGGGGAAACGUCAUGACGUCAGAACGUACAGGUGUAAACACAACAGCUGAGUUUAGCAGGUUGAAAAUGUUGUGGGAGACUCAGAUGGUUUUAAGUUCAGAGCUGAUCCGGUUUGUGAACUGAUGUUCAGAUGUUGUUUAAAACACAGCGUCAGAUUUGAGCUGAACUGAGCUCAGCUCUCAGUGGAAUCUGUCAUCUAAAUCCUUAAACUCCACAUGUUGUUAUUUCAUCACUCUGAAAAGUGUUUUCAGUCUGAAUCAGAGUCCGAGAGCUGUUGUGCUCUUUUAUUCUGAACUGUGUCAGUGACUGUAUGCUCAUGCACGCAUUUUGAUUUCCAGUUUCUAACUUGGAGACUGUAUUGUGACAGAACAUCAUGCGUUUGUGUGCUUAUUUCUCAGACGGUCUGUUGUUGGUUGCACAUGAUGCUGAGGUUCAGCAUGCAUAAUCAUGACUGCGGUUUUGUGCGCCACAGCUGGUUAAUGUAUCAGUGUUUUAUAGCGGUGAUGGAGAAUGUGGCAUCAUCUUACUACCACAGUGCACAUAGUACCAUUAAAAGGUCUCUGUUAAUCUCUCUUUCUCUGCUUCCUCCCUCGAGUCUUCACCCAGCUCUCCUCCUCACACUCUCACUUCUUCUUUUAUCUCCAUCCCAAACUUCUUACGCAGCUUUUCCCCUUCCACACCUCCUCCCUCCCUCCUUAUCUAUUCCUCUGCUCCCUCCCCAAGACUCCUUUCUAACAUCUCCCCUUCCCCUCUAACACUUCCUCCUCCUCCCAACUCACAUCUCCUCCCUCCCUUAUUUUCUUUUGCAAUCUCCCCUCCCCAAGUGUCUCCUACUCCCUCCCUAGCUUCUCUUCCUCUAGCUCCUCCUCCUCUGUCUUUUCCACCAACUCUAGCUUGUACUCCUCCUCUAACUCCUCUCCAACUUUAGGGCCUCCUGAAGGUGAACCUCCGGCAAAAUGCCCUAAAACUUGACCUUAAUUAAUUUUAACCACAUUUUUUUGUCACUGUGUUGUAGUUUCCUCUCCAAAAACAAGGUCUGCUGGCCAACGAGGUAAUUAAGAUGAAUCCACAGCUGCCGCAUGUAAAGGGCUGACUUCUGAUGACUCCAGGAACCAAGACGAAAAGACACCUGAAAAAGAGAACCCCGGUAGAUGAAGGGACAAGACACAGCUCCAGCAGUUAGAUGACGGAGGACGGAACCCACCAGAAGAGAACGAUGCUCAGAGAUGAGGAGCCUGGAGAAGCAGGAUGCACUGAUCUUUCCACAACGACCCCCCCUGAAGAAUCGCCCCCUUAUCCUGGUGGAGGCUUUAUGUGUCCCUGUGAUCCUAGGAAUUGUGCUGUCAGGGACAGUAGCCCCAAAUCUCCAAAGUGAGCUGGUCCCAGACCAAGAGCGCUUCACAAAACCUGAAUGAAUUUGACGACAAGGAACAGCAAACAAGACCCCUUUUGGAGCUGAGUGAAAAGAAGUGGAGCUGGUGUGGGAGGUGGAGCAGUAGUUCUAAUGGAGGAGUCUGAGAGACAUCAUUCAACAGCACCGACUUCUGAUGACUCAUGAACCCAAGAAGAAAAGACGAGUGGACGGAGGACCCCAGUAGACCAAGAGAAGAGACACAGUUCCAGGAGUUGCAUAAAGACGACAGACUGAGCCCACCAGAAGGGAACCCAGAGAUGAGGAACAGUCUGCGAUGAGAAACAUAAAUGACUUUCUAGGGAGCUUGAUGCACUGAGCUGCCACCAUGACACCAAGUAAUUUCAAAAAACAAUCAGAGACAAAGGAAAAGUCCCAAAGAAGAAGGAAAUGAGCAACAGAAGCAAGAUGAGAAAAGAAAUGACCGAAACGGAUCCAGGACCAGAACAUGAGAUGACAAAUAACACAAGCUAAGUCCAUGAAGCAAACUGACUCAUUAGAUAUUUCAUAUGCUCUGUUUUUGUUCUCUUUCGAACUCUCUCCAAGACCCACAACAACAAGAAGGAUCAGAGCAGAACAAGGAACCAGAUGUGGAACAAUGAGCAAAGAAUCCCUGUCACAGAGAAAUACAAGAGGAGGAAUCCAGAGAAAACUCCUGCAGUCAGAGAGAGAACAUGAACUCCACACAUGAAGAACGAGCCGACCAGCAGCCUUCACCUUUGCACCAGCACGGCAACCAUGAAAACACCUCAAGAUGUCCACUGGAAUUGGAUGUUGCUGUCCAGAUUUGUUCUGUCUCAAUGAAAGAAGCUCCUCUCUUGAAUAAACUCUUCUCCGAGCAGAAACCUCCAUCAGCAGCUGACGAAUCACAACAAAAUGUGAAAGAAUACAGCAAAAAUACAGCAAAAACUUAAAACAGUUAAGAAACACCAAACUCUGCAGCCACUUUCAGAGGUGCAGAUUCCGGAAUAUACGUAGUACAGUUGUCUGAGUCCCUACUUUUCUUACCACACUGAGGCAGCAAAAGAAAUGGUCAGACGAGCCCCAGGGUGAGGAAAGAUAGAAGAAUCGGCCCCAAGACGAGGUGAGGAAGACGACGAGGAACAGCUUAAAACAGUGAAGAAGACGACAGAACCAGGAAGAGGGAAAACGAAAAUGAAGAAGAGCUCUGGAUAAGAAUAAGACAGCUUCGGACAAGAGCAGAUACCAAACUGAUGCUGGACUGAUGCUGGACUGAUGCUGGACUGAGACUGGACUGAGACUGGACUCAAAGGAGAAAAAAAAAGGAGAAAAAGCCUCAAAUAAAAGGCCUGUAUUUGUUUCUACCUUUUCCAUUAUAGGCUCUUCUUUAAGAGUAGAUUUUACAGAAACAUAUUUUAUGGCUGGAAAAUCAGAAUAGCCAAAAACAAACAAAACCAAGCAAAGAAACAGCACUAUUUUAAAACCAUUGGAUAUCUCUCACGUAGACAAAAUGUAUUUGAAUAUUUUACUGUUUGUUUGAAAACUUGGGAUAAAUACACAGAAUGGUAAAGUGACUGAUUACAUAGAAAUGCUGCACAUCAUAAUAUUAAUAAAAAUGAAAAUAUCCCUCAUUAUUUGGCCAUAUAAAAGUUUCUACAGUGGUUUAAUAUAUGCAGUCUUGUAGUAAUUUUUAACGUGUAAAUAUAUAAUUGGAACGUAAUGUUGAUGAGCAGAGUUGGAAUUCUGUGAAGGUGGUUGUAAACAAUUCUACAGCGUUUAUCAAUUUAACUUAUUCAUUCUAAUUCCCACAAACUCCUUCAAGACCGAAUAAUAUUUCUGUGGGAUUUUAAUCAGUUUUUGUCUAAACUGGAAGGAGUCUUUUCUUUCUGAUCGUUUAUCUGUGUGAUACUCAACUUAUAGCUCAGGAAGCAGGUUUGAAAAGCCUGUUAUGUUUUUAACAAUCACCAAAACCACUGAGCUGAUCAGAGCUCGAAACUGCAAAACCAAAACAAUCAUUAGAUUUUAGCUUUCCUUCGCCCCUUGAACUGCUUACCUAUGUGUUUAACUAAAUCUAAGUUUAAAGCUGUGAACUUCCAUCAUAAUCACCUCAUUCUGUCUUAUUUAAGUAUGUAACACACAAAAAUCUGUUUUAAAUAAUAAUGAUUAACUUCUAUUAGUAAUCACUUGUGUUUAUGCUGCCUGUCAGUAUAAAAAAUGUUUGAAGAUGUAAAGCUGAUACCAUUUAACUGAGUGUAGUUUGUUGGUUGAACAUAAUUUUAUUAAAAGCUGUCUAUGUCAGACUGAUCACAAUCACCAUACCUCUCUACCUCUUCUGUCCCUCUCAACCCACCGGCCAGCAGGCAGAUGGUUCCCCCACAUAAAGAGCCAGGUUCUGCUCAAGGUUUCUUCCCUGUUAAAAGGGUGUUUUUCUUGCCACUGUCGCCUUAGGCCUUGCUCUGGGGGUUCAGGCAUAGCGUUGGCAACACUUAAACCAUCGUUCCAGUUUCAAGCAAAUUGAAUAAGUGCUGUGGUAUGACUGUCUUUUGGCUGCAGGUUCUGGGUCAGUCCUGCAUUUUUCACCAGUUUGUAUCCACAGUUUUCAGAGCAGGUUUCAUCUGUACAGUAUUUAAGAGUCUAAACAGGAGUUUCAACUAAAUCCACAGUUAAACUGAAAUAAUAAACACUUCAGCUGGGCUCUAAAAAGUUAUUCAAGGGACCUAUAGUCUGUCAAAAAAAAAUGCAUGGCUACGAGAUAAAAAUUCAUUUCUUCCGAUUUAGAUCAACCUUUUAGAGUGACACCUGAGGAGAUCACCUGUCCCAGCAGGUGAGUGUGGAAGUUGGAAAUACGCUAAAUAGAAAUGACUCAACACAAAGCUACAUUUGGAUGAGAAAUGGUGACAUCUGAGUGGUUUCAGAGGCAAAGAGCAGGACGACAUGUUAAUUAAUGGUGAAUGUCACACACAAAACCUGUAGAACGGGAAUGUUUUGGUUUCAUAAAACAAAUCUCCUGUUAAGCAAAUACAUCUCAGAUUCAUUCCUGCAUCUACAUUUUAAUCUAGUAUUUUCUAUUUUGAUGAACUACAGAAUAAUUUGCAGUGUUUUGUUGAUUUUGUUGUUAUGACAUCACACAUGACAUCACACUCUUUGUGAUGUCACGUGUGAUGUCAUAAUGGCACCACACAUGACAUCACAAUUUUUGUGAUGUCAUGUGUGAUGUCAUAAUGGCCAGAAAGUCUAUAAAUACGUUUGUAAACCUGGAUUCAACUCACAAUUUCACAAAAGGUGCGUGAACGUUGGCGAUUUUUCAAAGCUGCCAAAACGCAAUUUGAUAAAAUGUCGGCACGCCUGAACAAGAUUUUGGAGAGUAUUGUGGAUCUGGACGAAGAGCAAAGCGAGUCUGUAGUCAGAAGCUCAGAAAGAUGUCCUUCAGCAGGAAGGCCUUCUGAGUCUGUGUCUACAGUCAACUCCAGGGAAACUUGUGAAAAAGUUUCCAAACAGACGGUCCAUGAAGAGUCUGAGUCCGAUGACAGAUCCUCCCAUCAAGAACCAGCGACUGAACUGGUCUCUGCUCCUGAACCCGCCACUUCCCAGGUCAGAAAAGAAUCACAUUCUUCGCUCUACUUGUCCCCCGAAGAAAAGGAUGUCGUCGGCGCUCUGCUGCUGAAGGCGAUGGCAAAAUUCCUCUGUAAAUCCAAGGGGUUAGUCACCUCAGAGGAACUCCAGCUCAUCCUGAAGCAACUGUUGAUCCUUCUGGAUGAACGCUACCUGUCACCUGACUUCAUCACAAAAAUAACCCAGGAGAUGGACAAAAUAUCGAAGGCCAUGGCGAAGGACCUUGAAAGGAUGUUUGGCUCUGCAGAAAAGCUGCUGGAGGCAGCGACGACUGCAAAAGAUGAAUCUUUUAAGGAUGCUGUGUGGAUGGUUUUGCAGGUUAAUUUAGAAGCCAUCCCUCGACCAGACAAUUUGAGAUCUAGAGUCUCUAGGUUCUUCUUAGCGGUGAGAAGAUAUCAAUUUUCCAAGGCUGCCAAAACGCAAUUUGAUAAAAUGUCGGCAUGCCUGUACAGGUUUUGUGAGAGCAUUGUGGAUCUGGAGGACGAGCAAAACGAGUAUGUAGUCAGAAGGUCAGAAGAGUCUGAGUCUGAUAACAGAUCCUCCCAUCAAGAACCAGCGACUGAACUGGUCUCUGCUCCUGAACCCGCCACUUCCCAGGUCAGAAAAGAAUCACAUUCUUCGCUCUACUUGUCCCCCGAAGAAAAGGACGUCGUCAGCGCUCUGCUGCUGAAGGCGAUGGUCAAAUUCCUCUGUAAAUCCAGGGCGUUAGUCACCACAGAGGAACUCCAGCUCAUCCUGAAGCAACUGUUGAUCCUUCUGGAUGAACGCUACCUGUCACCUGACUUCAUCACAAAAAUAACCCAGGAGACGGAUGAAAUAUCGAAGGCCAUGGCGAAGGACCUUGAAAGGAUGUUUGGCUCUGCAGAAAAGCUGCUGGAGGCAGCGAUGACUGCAAAAGAUGAAUCUUUUAAGGAAGCUGUGUGGAUGGUUUUGCAGGUUAAUUUAGAAGCCAUCCCUCGACCAGACAAUUUGAGAUCUAGAGUCUCUAGGUUCUUCGUAGCGGUGAGAAGAAACUAUCGCCGUUUGAAGAGGAGCUGGGUGGGAGUUAACAUCAUAGCGAUUACAAUAUUUAUCCUUUUUUUUAUAUCCACAUUUCGUUUGUGAGAAAAUCACAGUAUAGAUAAGUCCUUUAUUUCUCCCCACGCCAGGGGAAAUUGACAUUGUUACAGCAGCUUAUGUAGCAAUAGGUGUAGUAAUAGGAAAAAAAUAAUAAUAGAACAGUAGUAAUAAUUUUUACAAUAUGUACAGGGAUGAGAAAUGAGGACGAAAUAGUACAGUAUUGACAUACUGUAAGACAAGAAUCACAGUGGCUUAAAAAAAAAUAAAGCGCCACCAUGAAGGUCAUAUUUUGUAGUUAAAAUAAAAAUAAAAUAAUAAAAAUCAUAAAACCAGAAUAUUUUUUCUCUUUGUUGACUGUGUGCUGCAGCUUCUCAUGAAUUCUUUCUUCUUCUCACUUGUUCUGAGUGACUUUAACAGACUUUUCUAACAGACCUUUUUUAUAUUUGUAACUUCUGCUGAAGACAACAGAUUAAUGUGGGUCUUAUUGAAUAAAGUAUGUCAGUGUCUGAACUCAGCUGCUCUGAUCCUCACGUGAUUAUUCCGGAAGCGUCUCUCUGUGACAUCACACUGGGAGCUGUGCCACUCACACCAUCUAGCAACAGCCAAACAACAAGCCAGAAACCGAAGAUGUUUAUCGUCUUCAAACUCAACCAUGAAUUCAUUUUUUUUUCAGCAGAAAAAAAUUCAGAACAAAACAGAUUAGCUUCCAUAUAAUAAAUGAUAAAUAAAUACAUUUUCCACUUGUUCUAUUGGCAGUUUUUUUCACUUAUUUCAAGGUAAAAGUUCCUUGAAAUAAGUUUUUUUUGUUGUUUUGAGAGGAGCAUUUUUUCCAGUGCUUCUCAACUUUUAAGGUUUGUGACUCUCACAAAUAAACAAAUACACCACCGUUCAAAAAUUUGGGGUCAUCCAGACAAUUCCAUGUUUUCCAUGAAAACUCACACUUUUAUUCAUGUGCUAGCAUAUCUGCAAAAGGGUUUUCUAAUCAUCAAUGAGCCUUUCAACACCAUUAACUAACACGAUGUAGCAUUAGAACACAGGAGUGGAGGAGGAAAAUGUUCCUCUGUACAGCUAUGGAGAUAUUCCAUUAAAAAUCAACAAUAGUGAUCUGCCCCAAAAAAAACAGUUAAAAACUUUAAAAUUGUGCAUACGUAUAUAUCAAAUUUAAUAGAAGGGCUAUAAAUAUGUAAAACAAUGUAUGAAUUGAACGUCAAACAAUAUUUUCCAUAAAAAGCUGCCGACACUGGAAAAAAAUGCUCCUCUCAAAACAAGAAAAAAAAAUUAUUUCAAGGAACUUUUACCUUGAAAUAAGUGAAAAAAAAAUCUGCUAAUAGAACAAGUGAAAAAUGGCUUGGUAAGAUUUCUUGAAAUAAGAUAUGAUAUUUAGAAUAUUGAGAUCUUAAAAUUAGCUGGGAAACUUAUUUAAAGCUAUAUUUGCCAGGAUUGUCAAGCUUAGGUGUCUUAACCCUCCUGUUGUCCUCAUUUUCAGCACCAAAAAAUAUUGUUGCCUUGUCUGAAAAAAAUCCCAAAAUUCAGCAAAAAUUUCCCCAAAUUUAUAAAAAAAAUUUGUAAAAUCUUCAGGAAGAAAAUUCCUUAAAAUCUUCCCUUAAAAGUUUUAUUUUAAAAAAAAAUCCCCAAAUUUGGCAAGAAAUAAAAAUUUUUUAAAAAU